Molecule: messenger RNA, 403 nt
Organism: Hyalella azteca
Lineage: Eukaryota; Metazoa; Arthropoda; Malacostraca; Amphipoda; Hyalellidae
Source: RefSeq, a predicted model, not a curated record
GGCUGAUAUAUUGGUUUAACAUUUCAGAUUGGAAAUUGUUUGACAGAAGUUGAUUAUUUAAGACUAAUUAAUCAUCAUUGUGAUUCCAUGCCUAGAAAAAAUUAUUAUGCAAUAAAAACGAAAUUAGUAAAAUAUCAGGAGUUGUUAUCAGCUGGAACAUUUGAUGAAGAAACCAAUGCGGCUGAAUCAUUCAGUGAGUUCAAUGGAGAUCAUAUUGAUAAUAUAGUGCAUCCAUCACAGAAUAGUAUCCAUGUUUCUGCCAAUACCUUGAUAAAUCCCUACACCUGUGCCAACUCUAAUCACGAACAUUUUGAAGUGGCUGACAUUCCUUUAACUCAGCCUUCUUCAUCAACUGUUACAUUUGAAAAUGCUUUUCAAACCACUGAAUGUGAUGACCCCAUAC